Messenger RNA from Leishmania mexicana MHOM/GT/2001/U1103, 570 nucleotides. RefSeq lists its product as hypothetical. The transcript has a single exon. Lineage: Eukaryota; Euglenozoa; Kinetoplastea; Trypanosomatida; Trypanosomatidae. The record is from RefSeq and is a predicted model, not a curated record. Bases 1 to 570 code for a protein of 189 amino acids.
AUGCUGCGAGGUCACAAUGGACUAGGAACGCGUUUUCUGCGCCGGUCGUGUCGCGCCGCCGCCGCUGCCGUCGCGCACCCUGCAACCUCCGGGGCCGUGGCAGAGAUGGCCAUGAUGAGCAGUAGCGCGUGCACGUACGUGCGUUCCUUCUCCACUGCGACGCCGUUGUGCCUCGCACGGCGCCUGGCUGGCAACCAUCGACGGCAGCGCAGUCGUGAGCCGACCAAGGGCGACUGGCUGUGCCAGUGUGGUGAAGUCAACUACCAAUCCAAGCGUGAGUGCUACAAGUGUGGUGCCCCCGCCCCUCCACUUCCCCCUGGCGUUCGCCGCCCGAGUCUACCAGGUGAGGAUCCGCAUGAUUGGGCCUGUCCGUGUGGGCAAAUGAACUUCAGAGGCUCCGUUGUGUGCCACAAGUGUCAGCAGCCAAAGCCCGUGCCGCCGCCGCUGCCCGGAAAGGAGACGACGCUGUGGACGUGCCCCAAGUGCAAAGGCGUCAACCGCAACAACCGCAAGUUUUGCUUCAAGUGCUCGGCACCGUCGCCGUUAGUCGAGUUUAAGCCGCAGCAGUAG